CGCGACCCGCCUUGCGCGCCCGGCGUUCUCAGCCAUUGCCAUGGCAGAGGAGGGCGAGGCGACGCGGACGGAUGUCGCUGAGCUCGUCAACAUGCCCGAGACGACGCGCGUGCGCAGCGUCGCCUACUGCCCCGUCUCCACGCUGCCGUUCGAGUACUGCGAGUUUGACGCCGACUACAAGGCAUCGCAGGCGUGGUUCGCCGAGAAUUGGAGGAGCGUGCUCCCGCCGAACGAGGUGCGCGCCUACCUCGGCACGGCGGAGGGCAGCGGGGGGGAGGAGGAGGCGGCGGCGGCGGAGGUCAGCAGCGACGAGCUCGCAGCACUCAUGGCCAAGCUCGGGCUCAGUGGCGAGCUGGACGACCACGCCAAGCGCUCGCAGAAGGCCGGCAAGAAGACUGCGGCUGACGCGCCUCCUCCGGCGGCGGCGGCGUCGCCAGGCGGAGGCGGAGGCGGCGAGGCUGGCGGCGCGGGCGGCGGCGGCGAGGCUCCGGGCGGCGAGGGAGGCGGUGGUGGCGGCAAGGCUGGCAAGAAGGCCAAGGCGGCCAGCCGGGCGGUUGUGAUUGAGGUGAACACGCGCAACAAGCGCAAGCACAUCACCGUCGUCAAGGGGCUCGAGGGGUUCGAGGUGGACCUCGCUGCUGCGGCGAAGGCCUUUGGGAAGAAGUUCGCCUGCGGCUCGGCCCUGCAGCGGGGCAAGGGCGGCCAGCAGGACCAGAUCGAGAUCCAGGGCGACGCCGCCGACGCGCUGCCCGCCUUCAUCGCCUCCAAGCACAAGAUUGCGCUCAGCGACAUCUUUGUGGUGGUGGACGGCAAGAAGGUGCCCGCGAGCGAGCUGGGGGCGUGAGGGGAGCGUACACAACACCUUCGCGUUUAAAGCCGUAGACUGAAAUACC
Emiliania huxleyi CCMP1516 is the source of this 893-nucleotide messenger RNA. RefSeq lists its product as hypothetical. Lineage: Eukaryota; Haptophyta; Isochrysidales; Noelaerhabdaceae. The coding region runs from base 41 to 844 and encodes 267 amino acids. The record is from RefSeq and is a predicted model, not a curated record. Gene Ontology annotation, biological process: formation of translation preinitiation complex; translation reinitiation. Gene Ontology annotation, molecular function: translation initiation factor activity; mRNA binding. The transcript is spliced from 4 exons.